Molecule: messenger RNA, 588 nt
Organism: Rhincodon typus (whale shark)
Lineage: Eukaryota; Metazoa; Chordata; Chondrichthyes; Orectolobiformes; Rhincodontidae
Product: active breakpoint cluster region-related protein-like
Exons: 4
Biological process (GO): positive regulation of GTPase activity
Cellular component (GO): membrane
Molecular function (GO): GTPase activator activity
Source: RefSeq, a predicted model, not a curated record
AUGUCACAGUCUCCAUGGAACAGUCAGAAACUCAACUGCAACAACAUCACUGCUCAAUCCAAUCUAGCCACAAAUAGGGCAGCACCGCACUGUUGGAGGGAUCUCCUGAAGCACACUCCCACACAGCAUCCUGACUACCCCUUGCUGCAGGAUGCUCUCCGAAUCUCACAGAAUUUCCUGUCCAGCAUUAACGAGGAAAUCUCUGAUCGGCACGCACAUGUGACACUGGCAAAGGGAGAGAAUCGGCAGCUGGUGCGAGAUGGAUUCAUUGUUGAAGUUUCAGAGGGAACCAGGAAACUACGACACAUUUUCCUCUUCACUGAUCUCCUGUUGUGCGGCAAACUGAAAAAACAGGCAGUCGGGAAGCACCAGCAGUAUGAUUGUAAGUGGUACAUUCCCCUGGCUGACCUCAUGUUCCUGUCUGCUGAGGAUUUGGAGCCAAGCCCGCAGGUUCACAUUGUGCCUGAGCACGAGCUGGAGGAAAUGAAGAUGAAGAUAUCUCACACCAAGAACGAAAUCCAGAGAGAAAAAGUGAGCACUGAACCGAGGUUGACUCACGCUGAGCCGAGGUUCCCAAUCCAGCCGUGG